Molecule: messenger RNA, 1506 nt
Organism: Callorhinchus milii (elephant shark)
Lineage: Eukaryota; Metazoa; Chordata; Chondrichthyes; Chimaeriformes; Callorhinchidae
Product: vexin-like
Exons: 6
Coding region: 98-841 (247 amino acids)
Biological process (GO): neuron differentiation; neurogenesis
Molecular function (GO): protein binding
Source: RefSeq, a predicted model, not a curated record
UGGAUUAAAGAGGCCCCUUGCAGCACUUGCCUGGCACUUGUGGUCAAAGCCAAAGCAGGCAGGCAGGCAGUGGGCUGGCUGGCAGGCUGGCUGCAAAAUGCAUCAGGUUUUCAGCUGCAGUGACGACCGCUUGCAAGUCUUCACCACUGUUCUGUCCCCUAAAAGUGAGCUGGUUGCGGCAGGCAGUGCCGCCAGGAGCAAACAGAGCGACUUCACACCAGUGAGGCACAAAACGGUGGUGGUAGAAUGUGAUUACUAUCCUCACUGGUCAGACGAACUGAUACUUUGCCAAGGUGAUCUUAUCCAGGUGCUGUACAAGGAUGAUGAGGUUUGGUGGUUUGGGCGCUUGGAAAACGGACAACAGGGAUACUUCCCAUCCACCUAUGUCAGUAAACACAAGGAAAACUAUGGCCAAGUGAAAAAUAGCAACACCAAAGAGAACUCCAUCAAGAAAGCAGACAGCAGACAGCCUGUGGGGUCGCUCCAGCCUGCCCAAGGUAGUCACCUUGGGCAGGCUGGAGCGACCCCACAGGCUGUCUGCAAAGCAGUAAGACGGAGCACCUCAAUGUUUGAGAAAUCGCAAGCCUUGCCAGUCAUCCACGCUUCAUUCAGACCAGGUCUGAUUCCUGAGCCUAGUCCAGAUGUCUCUCCUUCAGCGAGAGGGCAAAACAGGAAGAAUGCCAAGCAGUACCCAGUCCUGGCUCUAGGACCAGAUGCCACCGUACCACUGACAGAAAACCCACCGCACACAACCCGAAGCAUCCUUGGCAGGAUCAUAAUGAAAAGCAAGAAGAAGUCGCCAUGUUCAGGGGCAACAAAUAAUGCGUUUGAACCAGACUGAGGAGCUUGCUUAGGCCACAGUGGGGAUUCAGUUCUGUUCAGUCAACCCUAAUGUUUCCAAGUGUAAAGAAAAUCAUAUUUUGAGUAAUCACUUAGCCUGGGUAAAUGCAUAAUACUCAGGAGGAAAAUACUACUUUAAAAUAAACAAUAACGCAACAACUUGUGCUUUUUUAAAUUGAGUUUGUAACACUUGUUGUCUCAGUGACCAGUGCUAGUACUGUUUGGGAUUGUAAUGUUGGACUAUGCUGCUGUGAACUUUAGAACAAAUCUUUUUUAUUUACUCAUAUGAAAGUCCUAUGAUGUUGUUGGAUGGUAUAACAGUUGUUUAACAAUGAAUAAACGGUGAUAGUUUUGAAUGUUUCUUCUGGAUUAAAAGAGAUUAUACAAAUCUACAGUGAGCACCAAGGAUUUUCCUGCAUAUUGUUCAUGUUCGAAUAUCAAUAUUACAAAUCCUAUUGUAAACUGUAGGUCUUACAUAGAGCUCAGUGAUGUUUGUAUUGUUCAAUAUUGCUUUCCCUGUGUCCACCAGCCCAGGAGAGACAAAGUUCACACUCUCGCACUCACGUCGACCACAUCAUUAAAUCAUUCUUUGGAUGAGACACUAAUGUUGGUCUUUUAAUUCCUUUAUUCCUUAAGGCGGCGUGGCUUCAUGCCAUCCCUUUCCCU